Messenger RNA from Sinocyclocheilus grahami, 1752 nucleotides. Its product is annotated as homeobox protein Hox-A4a-like. Gene Ontology annotation, biological process: positive regulation of transcription by RNA polymerase II; embryonic skeletal system morphogenesis; anterior/posterior pattern specification. Bases 556 to 1293 code for a protein of 245 amino acids. Gene Ontology annotation, cellular component: nucleus; nucleoplasm. NCBI's taxonomy places the organism in Eukaryota, Metazoa, Chordata, Actinopteri, Cypriniformes, Cyprinidae. Gene Ontology annotation, molecular function: DNA-binding transcription factor activity, RNA polymerase II-specific; RNA polymerase II cis-regulatory region sequence-specific DNA binding. The record is from RefSeq and is a predicted model, not a curated record. The transcript has 2 exons.
ACUGAUAUAGUUGCUUUUGUUAAAGUGGUCGUGGGCCUUAUUGGAGGUUCUUUUGAGGAACCUAUAGAAAUUUUAAAGUCCCUGAAGGGUACAAAACUGCAGGUCGUGGUACACAAACAAACGAGAUAUUUUGUACAUUUAUCAUGAGAAAGAGCAUUAACACUGGAAGGGGAUGCUUUCGUGAUAAAUUACGUUCUCUAUUGCACUCAAUUGUUUUUCACUGUAUAUAAUGCAUUUUAGCAUACAUCUUGUACAUUCAGUCAGCUGUUUCGUUUUCCAUGCGAUGCAUAUGGUAACUACAUCGAAUUAAUUUCAGAUAUAUUUUGAUUCGAUAACAAAAACAGACGCAUUGACCGCUCGAACACAUUUUUGCUGUGCUGAUGCCUGGCCUGCUAUUGGUGCUUGUUUACACGAUGCCCACAGGAGGCGCUGAUUGGUCGCAUUUCUCACGUGACCGACCAACUUUGUACAUUUGACAGAGGAGUAGGUGGGUUUUGGAGAGAUCAGAAAAACGACAGCACGAUAAAAAUUAGAAUUGUUGCACUUUUCAAAUUAAUGAUCAUGAGUUCCUACUUGAUCAAUUCAAAUUACAUCGAACCUUCUUUCCCACCCUGCGAGGAAUAUCAGCAGAAUGGAUACAUGCCCGUGUCCUCUGAUUAUUAUGAGCGGCCGAAAGACGCGGGCUUCCCCCAUCACGAGGAGGCAUCAUUCCCGCGAUCAAACUACCAAGAGCCGAGCUAUGAUUACGGUAAUGUGUCAACCAACGGCCUCAACGAUUUCACCGACCGUCAUCACGCGCAACCUCAAUCCGUUCCGCAGAAUCAUGGAUCCCGCCUCACCACAGAGAGCUGUGCUGGUUCAGCUGCGAACAAGGAUUGCAGCCUCGUGUCAGAGGCUCUCCCAGGCGCACAGAAGGGUAAAGAGCCGGUGGUGUAUCCCUGGAUGAAAAAAGUCCAUGUUAAUACCGUGACCGCCAGCUACUCUGGAGGAGUGCCCAAGAGGUCUCGCACCGCCUACACGCGCCAGCAGGCUCUUGAGCUUGAGAAAGAGUUCCACUUUAACCGAUAUCUGACUCGACGUCGACGAGUGGAGAUAGCGCACACUAUGUGUCUUUCUGAGCGUCAGGUGAAAAUCUGGUUUCAGAACCGCCGCAUGAAAUGGAAGAAAGACCACAAGCUGCCUAAUACAAAGAUCCGCUCCUCGAGCUCUGCGCCCUCCAAUCAUCACGUGAAAACGGACGCCACUCAGCAGCAGCAAACACUGCUUCCUACGCCUUGUUCCUCGAACCUAUAGUGCUAGAAGCAAAUCGGCACAAACGGAACUGAAGAAGAAGGAAGAACACAUAGCAGUAUUAGGAUCGGAACUUCACAGGGUUACUUUUUAUUCAGUGUCCGAUGAGGCAACUUAACCUCGCCUUCCCAACCUCUUCCUCCACUCUAAUUUGAGCUGGAAAUCACAUCCUUCCUGUAAAAUAGUUUCUCUCUCUCUCUCUUAAAGGAACAAUAGUAGAAUGUACUUUAACUUGGACGAUGGAUCGUUACGUUUUCUGUCUUUAACCGAGACAUACCGAGUUUGUGAAGAUCUGCGCUAGUUACGUGUGUACAAAUUGACAUUUUAACUUGAAGGCACAAGUAUAGGAACAAUCUUCCUGGAGUAGUUAUCUUAUUUGUCUUAGUCCCAUAUUUUAGAGUAUUGUUAAGUGUAUUUACGUGAUCAAAGCUGUGAAUAUUCGUGUAUUUGGUUAUUUGUAUA